This is a messenger RNA of Pimephales promelas (fathead minnow), 1643 nucleotides long. RefSeq names its product family with sequence similarity 185 member A (gene fam185a). Lineage: Eukaryota; Metazoa; Chordata; Actinopteri; Cypriniformes; Leuciscidae. The record is from RefSeq and is a predicted model, not a curated record.
CGGUUUGUGAUCAUUGCUCUGCGCUGCUCGCGCAUAGCUCGCGUGACCUCGAGAUAUAAACAUUACUACACGACGCUUACCACUACUAGUAGUACUGUAUUUUGCUUUAACGACCACUAAUGUAGUUUAGUCUCUGCACUCAAAGUAAAGCUUUAGUGAUGUUUGCUUGUGCAGUUACGCAGCGGUUACAUCACGGUCUGUGUCUGGGCUCAGUGCAAAGAUGUUCAACACUCUUCACCAGGGCUUGGGUCUCUCAGGCUCUCCGAAGUUGUUCAGAUGUUCCUGCAACCACGAACGACUUGAAUAAACCUAUAAAGCAAUGGGAAUUAUUAGUUAGUCCUUAUACAAAGGUUAGGUGUCAUUUAGGCUGCAAUAUAUCCAUAAAACCACUGGAUCCUCAUCAUUUUCCUGAAUCUGAUCGGGUAUUUAUUACUGUGCACGUGACAGAUGCGAAUCAAACUCUUAAUGUGAACAGAUUUCAUGUUCAUUAUGAUGAUCAAAGCAAUGAACUUCAGAUUUUGGACGAUGAGAUGGAUAGCAAUGUCACUGUUGAACUGACAGCACCUAUUAAAUGCGAUCUCCACAUCAAGACUAAAGACAAAGGCAACGUGAAGAUCCAGAAUAUGGAGAGUGACCUCUGCCACGUACUCACAGAGAGAGGACACUGUGUCCUAAAAUCUGUCAAGGGUCAUGAGGUUCAAGUUCAGUCCACAGGAGGAAAUGUCACUGGACUCAAGACCUUACAUGGGAAUGUAGAUAUCCGCACGUCUGGGGACAGUAAUAUCGAUAUUAAGAAAAUUCAGGGAACCACGAUGAACCUCUCCACAGAACACGGGGAUCUGAAAGUGAAGGCUAUCUAUGGCGAAUCCACCUCGAUGUCAACUUCCUCCGGGAACAUUCAGAUUGGCCAUGUACACGGUGAAGCUCUUGUACGCAGUGAAACGGGAAACAUCAUGAUUGACAGCUCAAGUGGUGCCCUAAAGGUGAUUACUGCUGCUGGAAACAUUGAUGCAUACGUGGGCCAAGACGGAAGUGCAGAACUUCACAGUCAACAAGGUGCUGUGAGUGUGCGUUUGCCCUCCACCAUGAAAACAGCAGUGCAGUUGUGUGGAACCUCUGUUAGCAUUAGCUCAGAGAUAGAAUGUCAAGAGACCGAACGUACUUCAGCUAAUGGGAAGACGACAGUCACGGCUCGUUUGAAUGGUGGCACGGAUGAAGAACGAUGGAUCAAAGCCACAGCUGAAAAAGGUGCUGUGAACCUGAGAAACCAGAGCUGGUUUGAGACUCUCAGACUUGGGGCUCAGAGUUAAACCCACUUCAGUGAAGGUUUAUGGAUCUUGUGUGUAUCUGUCUAAAAAGACUCACAAAACUGUGUCUUGACAUAAGAGUGGUGAAUGCAUCUAAAUGACAUGUUUGAAACAGAAUGCAUGUCAUUUUAUGGGUUGGGUUGUGGGUACGUCCUGCUGCGAAGAAUAAAGUAUGCAACCAAAGAUGUGCUUAUAAUGUAAAACUACCAGCGGUGGUCCUCAUGUUUUACACAAAUUGCAAAACGUCCAGUUAUGGUACACCAGAUUAGAUGCUAAAUAGUGCCUACAUGAUUGAAACAACUUUCCAAAAUAAAGAAAUAAACCAUUCAAUUUAAA